AUCUAGUUUUCAUCCACGUGAUACACUACAAAAGACACGACUUGGGCUUAUUGUUCUUGAAGGAUGGAGGAUUCACCCAAAUUUCAGUUGGAGAGGUGUGACCAGCAUGUAGCUCCAGCAACCUUGGCUCUGGGGCCCUCUCAACUCGCAAUUCAAGCACCUCCAAUGCAAAAGAAGGGACUUGAAGAUAUGGUUCAGCAGCUGAGUGUGACACUUCAACAAUUCAUGCAAGGUCAAGCAGCACUCAACAACCAGAAUUCAUUGGCAAUUAAUGACAUAAGGAGUUCCCUCACAAGGCUGACUACAUCUUUAAGUACCCAAGAGAAGGGUAAAUUUCCUACACAGUCACAACCAAAUCCGCAAGGGCAGCCUCAUCGAUUGCAAGCAAUAAGUGAGGAUCCUAACUUAAAGUCGGCCAAAGCGGUGACUACUUUAAGAAGCGGUAAGGUGGUAGAUAUUCCAGCACAUGAGCCAUACAAUUCUGGUAAGGUUUCUAACCCUUCUAAUAAAGAUGGAGAGCAUGUGUCUGAUGAGCAUGAGAAAAUUGAUUGUCCUAUACUUGCUCCUUUUCCUCAACGAUUAGUUCCGUUGCAUAAAGAUAAGCAUCUUGUUGAAAUUCUUGAGGUUUUUAGGCAAGUUAGGAUUAACAUCCCUUUGUUAGAUGCUAUUCAGCAAAUUCCUGCCUAUGCAAAAUUUUUAAAGGAAUUAUGCACUGUGAAAAGAAAAUUAAAUGUGCAUAAGAAAGCUUUUCUUACUGAGCAGGUUAAUGCUAUCAUUCAAAGUAAUACACCACCUAAAUACAAGGACCCUGGAGCACCUACAAUUCCUUGUGUGAUAGGAAAUUAAAAAAUUGGUCAUGCUUUGUUGGAUCUUGGUUCAAGUGUCAAUUUAUUACCUUACACGGUGUAUGAACAACUUGGUUUAGGUGAACUGAAAUCCACACCUAUCAUUUUGCAACUUGCUGAUAGAUCUAUAAAAAUGCCUAGGGGUAUAGUUGAGGAUGUUUUGGUUCAAGUUGAUAAAUUUUACUAUCCUGUGGAUUUUGUGGUGCUUGAUAUGAACUUGUCGAUUCCAUCUACUUUUCAAACUCCUGUGAUUCUUGGUAGACCAUUUCUUGCUACAUCUAAUGCAUUAAUUAAUUGUAGAAGUGAAAUUUUGAAAUUGAGUUUUGGAAACAUGACAUUGGAGCUGAAUAUCUUUAAUACUUGCAGGCAACCUCAGGAUUUAGAAGAAGUCAAGGAAGUUAAUUUGUUGGAAAAUAUCCUUGAUGAGGACUUUCAAUUGAAUCUUCCUUCCACUAAUUUACAAUUGUCAUUAGAUAGUGCUCUAAUAGAUGUAAAUAUACUUGAUGAUACUUCUAAGGUUUCUUUUGCAGGAACUGGGCAUGGGGUGCUUUGCCAACAAAUGUUUGAUGAGUUGCGACCUUGGGUAGCACCCAUAAAGCCAUCUUCAGAUGACAAACACCAUCUCAUUGGAGCAUUCGAGACAUUCGAAAGUUCUAAUCUAAGGUUAAAUUAUUUUUUUUAUGAUGACCUUUACUUGUUUAAAUAUUGUUCUGAUCAAAUUUUUCAAAGAUGUAUACCCAACAAACACCUCCAAAGUAAGAUUUUUGAUCCUGGUAAGUUAAGAUCUCGGUGGAGUGGGUUUUAUUUGGUUAAAACAAUUUUCCCUCAUGGUGCUUUUGAGGUUGUCAAUCCUCAAAAUGGAAAUGCUUUUAAGGUUAAUAGUCAAAGGCUCAAGCCUUUUAUUUCUAAUUUUGCACCUGAAGAACCUACUUGGCAUUUGCUUGAUCCUAAUUGAUGGUUCUUGAUCCAUCCAUUUCUUUUCAUUGUUUUCUUUUGUUCUUCAGUUUUUAUUUUUACUUUGGCUGCAUUCCUUGCAAAGCUUCCCAGGUAAUUCCUCUUCCUUUUGCCUUCAAUUUUUUUUUUCCUAUUUGUUUUUUCUUAUAACUGUUUUGCUCCUUCACUGCUCUCUUUGUGUAAAUUCUUUCGUUUCUCUUGCAUCAUUGAGGACAAUGCUACAAUCUAGUUGUGGGGUGGAAGAGAAAUUAUUUUUCUGUUUGCAUGCCUUAGACAUAUUUUGGUCCACCUUGGGGGAGUGAUGGUAAUGAGUUGAAAGCAGAUUAAAUUCCUUAUUCUUGAAUUUACAUGCUAGAAAGUGAACUGAAAAAAUGAUUUGUUGAGAUCAUAGAACAUGUAGAAUGUAAUGCAAAUAUGAGUAUAUGUCAAAAGAGGGACUUAUCCAUUUUAUUUAGUUGUUAAACCAAGGGAAAAAUGUUAAAAGUUUUGCUAAAACACACACAACACAUGCCCAGAAUGCCUAGAGAGACUACAUUGGGUUAUUGUUUGUUGAUCUACACUUCGGUUGUUUAGGACUCUAAUGAACCAUAUCCUAAUUGCUUAAGAAGAAAUCUGGAAUGAAUUAAAUGAGAAAAGGGACAAGCCAGGGAUCAAAGAAAAAAAAAAAAUCUCUUUUGGUAGACUAGUGGUAAGGGCUGACUUGUGAAAGUGUGGGUAGGUGCACAUUCAUUUAAUUGACUCCCCCACUAGGAUAACCAAAAUAAAAAUAAUAAUUAAAAAAAAAAGAGAGAGAGAUUUACAUUUGUGUAUUGGAAAAUGCUGCCUAUUACUGGGGUCCUUACUAAAUAAGAAAGUAGACACCUUUUAAAGUGUAAUAGCAUGAAAGCCGUAACUACAAUGGUUUUGACUAGAGUAAGACCUAUGGUUAUCUCAUAUUAGCUGCUGUGAUUGAAAUUGUUAAUGCCUCUUGGUAGUCGAUCUUGGAACUCUAACAUCAUUCCCAUGCAUUUGAAGAAGUAAGCUUUGUUACAUGUAAUUCCAUUGGUUGAUUAACUAAAUGGUGUAUAAAUCUUUCAGUUGAUACAAAAUUUAGAUUAAUCUAUCUUUAGUAUUUUUAAACUCAACAAGUCUAUUUCAUGGCAUGUGCUUCUUGGAUUUUCUUUUGAAAUUGUAGUUGGUAAUUUCACCUUUGCAUGAAUUCAUUCGCAUUAUUUGCUAGAAACUAGCAAUAAGCUAGUUGGCGGGUGUGAUGAAGUGCUAAAACUAUAUGAUUAAGUUACUUAAGUGAAUAAAUUGUUUAACCAAAAAUGAUUUAAGUACUUAAUUAUAUGGUAAAUUCUAAUACUUGAAUCAAUUGAUAAAUUCUAGUAUUUUUGUAUUUAAAAAGAUUUAUAAUGUAAUUGUUUCACAUGAAAAUAAAUAUUUCAAUUUUAUUCCUCUCAUAACAGGGGUAGUUUGGGCAAUACACAGCAAAGACAUCAUCCAAAAGAUGAAAAGUGUGAAUUCACACACACAGACCAGGCCAAAAAGCAGCAAAGCACUCACUCAACACAGCUGGCAGAAGGCCUCACAAUAGUUCACGCACAGCAGAUUGUGGCCUCACAGGAUAGCAUCACGCAUAGACAGACAGGCGCAACAGAGUAGAGAGUAGAGUUUUGUUUUUUUUAGAGGAUAUUUUCUUUCGUUCAGACCGCUGGGCGGCAGAUUUUAUUUUUUUCUUCUUGUUGUUUCAUUUUCGUUCACCGAUAGCAGAAUCCUUAGUUUUAUUUCUUACUUUUCGUUCUGACGGGGGCGACUUGUUAUAUCUUUUUUUUCACUUUUUGUUUUCAUUGGGGUAGCAGAAUCCAGAGUUUUAUUUUUUUAUUUUUUUUUCAUACAGACGGAGAAGAGGGGGAACUCUCUCUCUUGGUUGGGACUUUUUUUUUUUUUUUCCAUUUCUUUUAGUUUUCAUUUAGUCGGUCAGUUGGAAUUUGUUGCUUUUACGUUUUCCAUUUUCGCUGAAGGAACCUGAGUGAAGUUGGCCAGAUUAAUUUAUCUUUUUCAGUGGUUUUCUUUCCA
Molecule: messenger RNA, 3857 nt
Organism: Carya illinoinensis
Lineage: Eukaryota; Viridiplantae; Streptophyta; Magnoliopsida; Fagales; Juglandaceae
Exons: 2
Coding region: 64-846 (260 amino acids)
Source: RefSeq, a predicted model, not a curated record